This is a messenger RNA of Aethina tumida (small hive beetle), 657 nucleotides long. RefSeq lists its product as uncharacterized. Bases 28 to 582 code for a protein of 184 amino acids. NCBI's taxonomy places the organism in Eukaryota, Metazoa, Arthropoda, Insecta, Coleoptera, Nitidulidae. The record is from RefSeq and is a predicted model, not a curated record. The transcript is spliced from 3 exons.
UCUGCCAGUCCAAGUCGAAGAAUAACAAUGGCUUCUGUUAAAUACUGCCUUCUGUUGGCUCUACUUGUUGGUACAACUUUCAUUUACGGACGGGCAGAAGACGACUCCAAAGAGAGCUCUAGCUCGGAGGAGAGUUUGGAAAACUCGACGGAAACCAACAGCACUGGCCCCCAAGACCUAUAUGUGAUCAAGACAGUGGUUUAUGAAGUUGGAAUUUUAACUGAUGCAAGCAACGACACUGGCAUUCCUUCCAAUGAGACCCACGAACAAGUCGACCUCUCAUUCUUCGACCCCAAACACAACGGCAGCGUGAUAGACCUCUCCAAAAUCCCUCUGCCAAUCCAGACCAACAUCAGCGGUGUUUCCGUUACCGGGAUACUUCCCAGCAAUUUGGGAGCAAUCAUCUUGCCCAACAACGGCUCCGAUCCCGAAUUGAACGCCUCCUUCCCAAUCUUGCCCAAUAAGCAAGUCAAGGUGACGCAGAACAUCAGCACGGACAAUCCACAAAAGGGAUCGGCGAUUGUUUCCAAUUUGCCGCAAAUUCUUGGACUGACAACCAACAAUGAGACCAAGGAAGCUUAGAUUUUAACUAAGUUUCCAUGUGUGUACAUUUAUGGCUAAUUAUUAAGUGAUUUAAUAAUAAAUUAUAUUUGUUAA